GUUAAGAAAUAUUGACAUAGACAAUGUACUUAAUGAUAUUAACAAUAUUUGUAUUAACAAUACAUAGUUUAACUAAUGCUAAAUACAUUGUAAAUCGUUAUGACGAUAUCAAGUGCAACUUAGACACAAAGCUGAUUAAUGAAAUAGCGUCGUAUAAAAAUGUAACGAGAAUGAUAAUGGACGAAAUAAUCGCUAAUGGACAUGGUCAUAACAUGUAUCAACAGUAUUCAAAUUUCAUCGAUACCUUCGGGGCACGUCCAUCUGGUUCAGAUAUAUUAGAAAAAUCUAUUGACCAUAUGAUAAACCUUACCAUACAAAAUGGUUUACCUACAGUUCAAACUGAAGAAGUAGAGGUACCUCUUUGGGUGCGUGGUCACGAAUCUGUAGCCAUGAUAAAACCUCAUCCAAAAAACAUAGCUGUGAUAGGUUUAGGGUCUAGCGUUAGCACACCUCCAGAGGGAAUUACAGCUGAGGUAAUAGUGAUACGUAGUUUUAAAGAACUUGAAAAAACUGAUGAUAAUAAUAUAAAGGGGAAAAUUGUGCUCUUUGAUGCUCAUUACAUCACUUACGGAAAUACUGUAAGAUAUAGAUCACAAGGUGCUUCAAAAGCUUCAAAGAAAGGUGCUGUAGCUUCAUUAAUACGAAGUAUUACCCCUUUCUCUAUAUAUUCACCCCAUACAGGAGCCCAAUUUUAUGAAGCAAAUGUAACUAAGAUUCCAACAGCAGCAAUCACUUUAGAAGAUGCAGAUUUGUUGCGAAGAUUUCAAGAUCAGGGAGAAAAAAUUAUACUGAAUAUAAAAAUGUUUAAUAUUCACGGCCUUAAAAAGUCUAGAAAUACUAUAGUAGAUUUGAAAGGUAAAGAGUAUCCCGAAAAAUUCGUAAUUGUAUCUGGUCAUAUUGAUAGCUGGGAUGUUGGUCAAGGUGCAAUGGAUGACGGAGGAGGUAUGAUAAUUAGCUGGUUUGCGCCAGUUAUAUUAAACCUUUUACAUUUAAAACCUAGACGAACUGUGAGAGCAAUAUUGUGGACUUCUGAAGAGCCAGGUCUAAUUGGUGCAGCAGCAUACUUAAAUAAACAUAUAAACGAGCUGUCAAAUAUAAAUUUUAUAAUGGAGUCGGAUGAAGGUACAUUCAGCCCUCAAGGCUUAGACGUGGCUGGUUCCAAUACAGCUCGUUGUAUAAUUGCGGAAAUUCUAAAACUAUUUUCUCCCGUAGAUAAAAUGACAAAUAGUGGUGGUCCAGGGUCAGACAUUACCUUAUUUGUAGAAAAAGGUAUUCCUGGUGCUUCAUUGUUAAAUGAAAAUGAACGGUACUUUUGGUUUCAUCAUAGUGAAGGGGACACUAUGAACGUACAAAAUAAUGUUGAUGUUAUAGAUUGUGCUGCAUUUUGGGCAGCAAUAUCGUAUGUUAUCGCAGAUAUUUCUAUAGACAUACCCCGUCAUUGAUUGCUAAGUAACAACGUAACCCAAUAAAGCAAUAAAUUGCGUUAUUGUUUGGCCAAGAAAAAUACUUGUCUUCCACCGUGAAAGGCUCUUGAUGAAAUACUGCAGAUUUUUUACGUCUCUCGUGGAAUCAAACAUCGAGCCUCCGGCACUGACACUCUUUGUGUUCCGACGCGUUGUAACAAAUUGCGCUCUCAGAACAACCCUUUGAGAAUCGAAAUGUUGGCAUCCUUCAUAGAGAUUUGUAACGAAAAUAUCACUACUUGAAUAUACCUGCAUUAUUCGAAAACAUAUCGACAUUUGUUAAAAAGAAAUAAAAACAGUAACAGUUGUUUACUUUUUACAAUAACUAAAUCUAGUUAAGUAUUUAUUGAAGUAAAUAUUAUCUUCUUAAAUUGAUAAU
Messenger RNA from Achroia grisella, 1842 nucleotides. RefSeq names its product carboxypeptidase Q-like. Gene Ontology annotation, molecular function: metallodipeptidase activity. NCBI's taxonomy places the organism in Eukaryota, Metazoa, Arthropoda, Insecta, Lepidoptera, Pyralidae. The transcript is spliced from 3 exons. Gene Ontology annotation, biological process: peptide catabolic process; proteolysis. The record is from RefSeq and is a predicted model, not a curated record. The coding region runs from base 24 to 1442 and encodes 472 amino acids.